AUGUCCCUUUUGGAGGGAUAUAAAGCGUCGUUUCAGCGCAAGCACUUGGACGCCCCGGACCUCAAAGGAGAUGCAAGUACAUUGACAUCCGUAACGAAUGUCGCUCAGCGCCGGGACUACAUUCGGGCUGUAAGGUGUUUGGCGGAGAAACCCUCGAAUGCAGGUCGCGGACGUCCAGCGAUGAAGACGAGGUUCGACCAGUUCGUCGCUACCCAUUUCGAUCUCGAUUUGGAUAUUCACGUUGUCGGACAAUUCUUACCGUGGCACCGUCAUUUCGUGACACUCUACACCAACGCUUUGCGUGAGGAAUGUGGAUAUAGAGGGCCAACACCUUACUGGGACUGGACGCUCGACGCACACGCACCCGUACCUUUCGUAGACUCCCCCAUCUUCGAUCCAAUCCUCGGAUUCGGCGGUAACGGCGUGCCGGGCACAACACUAGCGCCCCUCCCACCCCUCGACACUGUGCAGCCCCUCCCACCCCUCCCAGGCCUCCCAACCGGUCCCCGCGCCCCCGAAGGCUGCCUCCUCUCCGGGCCCUUCCAGGACUUCAAAGUGCGUUUCGGGCCCCGCGCCACAGAAGAAUCGCCCACCGGCAUGUGCAUCGUCCGGGGGAUCUUCGAAGGCGUCAGGAGGAACUUGAAUAGCACGUCGGUUGCGGCUACGUUGGCGCAGAGGAGCUUUGAGGAGUUUAGGAGGUUUGUGGAUAUUCAGGGUGAGCCUUUUGAGGAGGCUGCGGGGAUUCAUUGGGCUGGACAUGCGGUUGUUGGUGGGACUAUGAUGAGUGGACGUGCAUCUCCUGCUGACCCCAUUUUCUACCUCCACCACGCCAACCUCGAUCGCAUCUGGGCGAAAUGGCAAAACGCCGAUCGCAAGAACCGAUUAUAUGAUGAUCAGUACAGCUUGGUGAAGUAG
Coprinopsis cinerea okayama7#130 is the source of this 915-nucleotide messenger RNA. RefSeq lists its product as hypothetical. Gene Ontology annotation, molecular function: oxidoreductase activity. The record is from RefSeq and is a predicted model, not a curated record. The transcript has 8 exons. The coding region runs from base 1 to 915 and encodes 304 amino acids. NCBI's taxonomy places the organism in Eukaryota, Fungi, Basidiomycota, Agaricomycetes, Agaricales, Psathyrellaceae.